This is a messenger RNA of Ceratina calcarata, 2489 nucleotides long. RefSeq names its product Ionotropic receptor 68a (gene Ir68a). Gene Ontology annotation, molecular function: ligand-gated monoatomic ion channel activity. The transcript is spliced from 10 exons. Gene Ontology annotation, cellular component: membrane. The coding region runs from base 1 to 2091 and encodes 696 amino acids. The record is from RefSeq and is a predicted model, not a curated record. Lineage: Eukaryota; Metazoa; Arthropoda; Insecta; Hymenoptera; Apidae.
AUGAUACUUCUUCUCUUCAUCCUCCAACUCUUACUAAUAUCCACUGAAAGUACGUUGCACGGGACACAUCAAUACGAGAACACUAAACAAAAUUUAAAAAUCGUGAUUGAAGAAAUCGUACAGGAGAUGAACGAACGAGCUAAAUGCAUUGUUUUUGUUACGGAUUCUGUUUACAAAUCUAUGACAAGUAUUAAAGAUAUUAGUAGUUCCUUGAAUGUAUCUAAAUACGAGAUUAUGUUGCGUGAUAAUGAACAGUUCUUGAAACCAAGGCGACAAAUUAAAAAAAUAUUGAUCGACAGCAAGAAAAUCGGCUGCAAUGCAUACGUCAUGAUAAUUGCUAAUGGAUUUUUGGCAGCAGAAUUUCUGCAAUAUACAGAAAGUGAACGCCUGAUUGAUACUCGUGGCUUAUUCUUGUUGUUAUAUGAUACUCGCCUGUUUCAAUCGAAUUUACAUUAUCUUUGGAAUAGAAUAAUUAAUGUAGUUUUUAUUCGUCGAUAUAAUGCAUACAGGCACCGUUCUGGCGAAAAGCCUUUUAAAGAAAGAAUCGAUUUGAACACUGUUUAUUUCCCUUCUCAUAAGACACGUACUGCGAUGAAGUACUUGGAUACUUGGUAUCAAGGGAAGUUACAUUAUGGCACUGAUUACUUCAAAGAAAAAACCACAAACCUGCAGAAUAAGCAGUUACUAAUUGCCGUAUUUGAACAUAUCCCAGCAGUAACAGAGAAAUCAAGACCAUAUUAUGAGAAACGACCAGAUAAUAGCAUAAAAGCGCUAGGAAUAGAAUAUGAAUUAAUGCAGGUGAUAUCAGAAGCAAUGAACUUUACACCGAAAUAUUACAUGCCGUAUAACAUUGCUUCUGAGAAAUGGGGAGACGGAGGAAAAAAUCAAAAUCAUACUGGACUUAUAGGUGAAGUCCUACAAGGGAAGGCUGCAUUUUAUAUAGGCGAUUUACAUUAUACACUGGAUCAUAUUAAUUAUUUUGAUUUGUCUAUACCAUACAACACCGAAUGCCUUACAUUUCUAACGCCGGAGUCGUUAACUGAAAAUUCAUGGAAACUUUUAAUACUACCAUUUAAGAAAUAUAAAUGGAUUUUUUCUCUGUUUUUAGAAUAUACACUUGGAUCNGUGUCUUAUAAAAAAUACAUAAGUCUAUAUAAAAGUCAAAUGCACUCACAAGAUGGAAUAUCCAUCCAAACGCAAAUGAAGGGAUUAUAUUUAUUUACUAAACUCGAGAAUAGUAUUUUGUAUACGUAUAGUAUGCUCUUUCAAGUUUCGUUACCCAACUUGCCAAGCCCUUGGGCAGUGAGAAUAUUAAUUGGAUGGUGGUGGACUUACAGCAUUCUAGUUACAGUUGCAUAUCGAGCUAGUAUGACUGCAACCUUAGCAAAUCCAGUUGCCAGAGUUACUAUCGAUACAUUAGAACAAUUGGCUAAAAGUUCUAUAGAUAUUGGAGGAUGGAAUAAAGAGAGCAAAAAUUUCUUUUUAAUAUCAUCAGACCUCAAUAGCCAAAAGAUUGGUAACAAAUUCCAGUUGAUAAAUAACGAGAAUGAAGCUAUCAAGAAAGUAGCGAAUGGGUCUUUUUGUUACUAUGAGAGUUCCUACUUGCUUAGACAUGCUCGCGUGAAAAGGCAGGUAUUAGAGAAAGAACAAAACGAGAAUCAAACUGCGAGGAGUGUAUUAUUGAAAUAUAAUUUGCAUAUUAUGGAAGAAUGUGUUGUAAAUAUGCCAAUAGCCAUUGGGAUGGACAAAAAUUCACCAUUGAAAUCAAAUGUGGAUAUAUUGAUGAGACGUAUAAUAGAAAUUGGAUUAAUUGAGAAAUGGUUAAGCGAGGUCAUGGAAUGGUCAAAAAUUAUGGAAACACGACAAGAAAAGGAGUCAGAAAAAGCAUUGGUUAAUAUGCACAAAUUACAAGGAGCGUUCAUUGCUGUUGUAGUUGGAUAUUUAUUAGCUUCAAUAAUUUUAAUAGCAGAAAUUAUACAUUGGAAAUAUAUCGUCUUAAGAGACCCAGAAUUUGACAAGUAUUGCUUAGAUACAUUCUAUAGUAAUAACAAUCCUAAAAUACAGAUUAAUAGGUUCAAAUUCGUACAUUAAUCUUUUAAAAAAUAAUUCAAAUAUACCAGAUGAGUCACCUAAGACUCACCUGAAAUAUCUUAAUUUUAAUGAUACGAAAAAUGUGUAAGGAAGCAAAAUUCAAUCAUGUAUAUGUUCACUUUUAGAUGAUUUCUGAAGGUAUUAUUUUUGAAAAAACAUUACUUGGCAUACGAAGAUGUUUAUGCUUAUCGUGCUCUAAUUAGUGUUUUAUUGAUAUAAAUACAAGUUUAUACAUGUAUAUUCUAUUACAUUAUAUUAUUCAACAAUAUAAUUCUGUGAGAUAAUAAUAACUGAUAAUAACAAUAAAUGUUUAUUAAUACAAAUAACAUUUGGUUGUAAAGUGUUCAUGCAAUGCAGAUAAUGUUUAGCAAUUGAAAUGAAUACGAUUUUUUUCGUUA